Cyclospora cayetanensis is the source of this 477-nucleotide messenger RNA. Its product is annotated as mitochondrial fission 1 protein. Gene Ontology annotation, molecular function: protein binding. Gene Ontology annotation, cellular component: peroxisomal membrane; mitochondrial outer membrane. Bases 1 to 477 code for a protein of 158 amino acids. Gene Ontology annotation, biological process: mitochondrial fission; autophagy of mitochondrion; peroxisome fission. The transcript is spliced from 6 exons. The record is from RefSeq and is a predicted model, not a curated record. NCBI's taxonomy places the organism in Eukaryota, Apicomplexa, Conoidasida, Eucoccidiorida, Eimeriidae.
AUGGAGGGGCCCCCAGGGUUGGACUUGCACGAGGAGACCGAGGCCCUGAGGGCUCAGUAUCUGCAGCAACUGGAGAAGGGCAUGCUCUUCCCAAAACUGCAGUUUGAGCUUGCCUCUCUGCUUAGCUGCUCCCCAAGGAAGGCGAACCUCCGUGAAGCCACAGAUCUCCUCACAGAGCUUUUGGAUAUUGGAUUUUCAAGAACGGAUUGCCUUUUUCAGCUGGCCUUAGUGCAUCUGAAGCUUGGGGAAUACUCCCUAGCAAAGCGCAGAGUUGAAACUCUCCUAAGGAUGGGGUUGGUUGGAAUCAAGGAGCCCCGCAAUUUAUCUGCUCUCUCUCUACACAGCCUUAUCCUCGACCGCGCAUCUCAUGACGGCGUGAUCGGCUCGUUACUUAUCGGUGUACUAGCAGGUAUGGGAGCCCGGCAGAGACCCCCUAUGUCGCAUCCUACACAUUGGUCCCCGCAGUUCAGCACUUAA